This is a messenger RNA of Corythoichthys intestinalis (scribbled pipefish), 5259 nucleotides long. It is a transcript of the gene hhat, whose product is annotated as hedgehog acyltransferase. Gene Ontology annotation, cellular component: endoplasmic reticulum. Bases 1479 to 2987 code for a protein of 502 amino acids. The transcript has 14 exons. Lineage: Eukaryota; Metazoa; Chordata; Actinopteri; Syngnathiformes; Syngnathidae. The record is from RefSeq and is a predicted model, not a curated record. Gene Ontology annotation, biological process: protein palmitoylation. Gene Ontology annotation, molecular function: palmitoyltransferase activity.
UGUCUUUAAAGCACCAUUAAAAAUAAAUUAUUUGAAAUUGCUGCCCUCAGCAUGACUCGAAAGCGCGGAUUUUAACCUCUUUUCUAGUCUUUAUUUGGCACCGAUUGACCACAGAAAACCGUAGAUAUUUUACUUUAAAUUUUAUAAUACUAACUGUGAAGGAACUACUGUAUUCACUAUUCAAACUAGGAACUAUUUUCUCCUCUAGAAGGCACUCUUUUUGCUCUUUCUGUCAUUUUUCUCUCUCGUCGGAGUUAAAUGAUUAUUAUUUUUUUAUUAUUAAUAUUUAUUUGGUGUAAUGUGGUUAUGUAAUGGUUAUUGUACAGUAUCACUGUAACAACAGUUCAUCUAGGUAACUUGAAAAAGCUGAGAAAAAAUAAUAUAAUUUGGUAGCAGUUAAAAUGUUAUUCAUUAUUUGAGUAAAUACUGUAAUUUUUUUUUACUUGUACUUGAGUACUUUUUUGUGAAGACUACUUUUACUUGAGUAAAAUUAUUUUGAAGUAAUGCUACUCUUACUUGAGUACAGUUUUUGGCUACUCUCUACCCACCUCUAGUAUGCAGUCGAAAAGCAAAAAGUAAUAGAAAUACUCAACAUAAAAGAAUGAAGAACUUUGCAUCCAAGCAUCUGAGCAUUGAAUAAGAGUUCAUAUAAGUUACAGACCGUGCCGCCCAUAAGGCAAUUCAAGCAACCGCCUAAGGGCGCACCAGCGUCCAAAAAUGCGUCAAGACAAAUAUUCAAAUAAUAUUUGAUGAAACCAGUAUUCAAAAAAUUACACAAAACAAUAAAACAAAAGAACAACAAAACCGUUCAUAAUAAGUCUUUAAAUAAUAAUGAAAUCAUUUUUCUAGUGUGCCUUCUGCCCGUUUCCCUUUUUCCUGUGAUGCGAUAAUUUCACCACGGACCCUAGUCCCACCACCCAGCAGACCAGCGAGCUACCUGAAGGUGCUAUUUUUAGCCUCCGCACUUGAGCAACGUUACGGUGACAAGUCAACUUCAUGAAAAGACAAAAGCCCUUCGGGUCAGAAUAAAAAGAAAGAAGACAGCAAAGACGUGAAGAAAAACAGAGAAAUAUUUUCUUUCUACCUCUGUACAUCCUGGGCCAUCUUUUACGGCGAACCUAUCCACAUCAGCACCAAGUCCAAGCCCACCAAGUCCAGGAAAGAAGUGCACCUUCCAAAACAACUGUCAUAUGAAAGUGCAAUAGAUGCUUUUGCAUCAGUGAAGACAAGCUUGUCUUAAACGACGAAUCAUCCUCGCCUGGUGGUGGCGGCCAUUUGGACGACGGGCAAACACCAAACACUACAAAGAAGAAGAACAGACGCCGGAAGUCAAGGCGUGAUUUUUGUUUCACUUUUUAUGUGAGCUAAAGUUGAAACUCAACAGUUGCCCAGGGAAGCGCGCACUGCCUUUUGUCAACAACAAAAUGGAAGAUAACCUGAAGUUUUUAGGCUCACCAUAGUGCAUUGAUUUCAACCAGAUGGCAUCAAACCCGAAAGUCCAAUCGGCACCACUGCCACAGACGGAGCUCCUUGUCUAUUGGCUGCUGUCCUUUGGGUCCCAUUUUUACUCUUUUUAUGAACUUCACAGGUUCUCAAAAGAGCAUGAAGUGGGAUUGGAUAGGGAGUUCCUACUGGAAAAAGGCCUUUUUAACGGCUUUAAAAGGGAUGCAUCAGACUUUGAGUGGACGUUCUGGACCGCUUGGGCUAAGAAGUCCUUGCUAUGGACUCUGAUUGGGCAUGCUGUCAUAUCUAGAUUGUGCAGCGCCCUUUACCCACAGCUUCGGGUCAUGGCGCUCACAGUUUACGGCCUCUCGGCAGCCAGUAGCAUUUUGGGACUUAAAGGUGUGGCUGUUUUGCUUGUGCAUGUGGCUUUGUCUUUCUUCGUGGCCCAGCUCAGAAAGCGUAUUCUGUGUUGGACCUGCAACCUUCUGUUCCUCUGCACCCUUCACAUCAGACAAAUUCAGGACAUUAAGAGAAGCUGGUACGAGCAGGAGGAGGAGUACUAUCUGCUGCUCUUCAGUGUGGCAGUGAAUACUCUUCGCCUUAUCAGCUUCAGUCUGGAGCACUGCGAGCGCCCCACGGUACACACCGAUGGCGUCCUGCAGCUGGGGUGGCUUUUGUCCUACACGUUUUACCACCCUUUAUUCUAUAACGGACCUGUCAUUACAUACAAUGACUACGUGGAGCAGAUGCAGAGGCCUGUCAAGGAGCACAAGCAGCCCAAGACAGGCGCUUGCUACCUGUUGCUUCGAGCCGCACGAAUCUUGGCGUGGUGGUGCAUCGCCGAAUACAUGAUUCAUACCAUGUACAUGCACGCCAUCCAGUCCAACGAGACUUACCUGGAGAUUCUGCCACCUUGGGCGUUGGGUGGUUUGGCUCUGGCCUUGGUGCAGUUUUUCUUUGUCAAGUAUCUGGUUCUAUACGGCCUUCCGUCAAUGCUGGCCACAUUAGACCAGCUCGUCCCUCCUGAUCUACCUCGCUGUGUCAGCAUCAUGUACAGCUUCACCGGGAUGUGGCGGCAUUUUGACAAGGGCCUGUAUCGAUGGCUCCUCAGAUACAUCUAUGUGCCUCUGGGUGGUUCGCAUCAUGGAGUGCUGUACAAAAUGUUAUCCACAGCGCUGGCGUUUGGCUUCGUUUGCCUUUGGCAUGGUGGUCAUGACUACCUUCAGUGUUGGGCCCUGAUGAAUUGGUUGGGCGUUCUGGUGGAAACUGGCCUGAAGGCUCUCUUUGGCUCGCCUUUCCUUUGCUCUUUUUUUGAGCGGCAUUCCUCUGCGGCAACGAGGAGGCGCUGCACCGCUCUGCUUUGCGCCUUCUCCACGGCCAUGCUCAUCCUUUCUAAUCUGCUGUUCCUUGGGGGGAUUCACGUCGGCAGGAUCUUCUGGAAGCGCGUUUUGCUUCAAGGCUGGUCCACGGUGGCUCCGCCCAUGUUGGCCUUCCUUUACUGCUUUGCCCAGGUGGGAAUGGAAUGGACUCCUCACCCGUCAUGAGUCACCUUGAAUUCACCACGCAAAAACAACAACAAAAUAAACUGCACGCCAUCCAUGCCAGAACCACGCUCUGAACCUGGCACUAAACUGCGGUGGUAAGCAUGGACUCACAGAAGGGGUGCUAUUGGCACCACAAACACAGUAAAUGCAUACUGCACAUUUAGAAUGGUCUGUGUAAUUUUCUCAUUCAUUACUCAUUGAUGGCAAUAGAUGUCCAAAGAAUGGAAGUCAUUUGCCGUCAAUGGCACUGAAACAUAAUCAUUAGCUAAAGCCAAAAAAUGCUGCAGCGAAGGCAGCAUUGUCUUAAUGAGCGUCGUUAUUGCCCCUCCACAUGUAAUUUGUCUGACAGUAAUAUCAUGAGAUGUAUUACUGAAGAGUUUCAUCCACGUGGCUGCUGGGCACUUUUUAAUGGCCGACAUUUAUCCUCUGGAAUGCUCACACUAAUUGCUUUUGGGGGAGAAGUUAACUAAAACAGAAUGUAUUCAGCCAAAAUCACACCUAAUGUCAGCGUUUGGCCAUUGCUGAAAUAAUCUACCUCAAUGAUUGGAUGCUAUGGAUGUUGCACACAAUCACCAGCACUCUACAGUCAUCUCAUAAUAAAAAUGUAUUUUUUUUAGCAUGUCAGCUUUGGUCUCAUCUAACUUUUUCAGUGGAAACGUUCUGUUCAGGAAAUAAAAAAGUAGGAAUUCAAGUCAUUACUCUUCUUGUCAUAAUAUCGCAGGAAUAUAGAGAUGGUAAAAAGGAUGAUAACUAAAUUAUAGGAUAUGGAACUUUAAUAUUUCCCAAUUUAGCAGGAGCUAUCCGUCUAGAUAUGUGGUUAAAAUUUGGUAGAAUCAGAGGACACGUUUGUUUUUGAAGGCUCCUAAAAUGAACUUUUCAGUUAUGUGAUCUAGAAACUUUUUUGUCAGUCUAAAUUUCAAGUUGUCAGUUGUCUAUUCAGGGGUGCUGGAGAGGAGCGUCCGUCAAGAAGUCGAAUCUUGGAUUCAGGAGGAGCAGUGUGGUUUUCGUCCCGGCCGUGGAACAGUGGACCAGCUCUACACCCUUGGCAGGAUCCUCGAGGGGGCAUGGGAGUUCGCUCAACCAGUCUACAUGUGUUUUGUGGAUUUGGAGAAGGCGUUCGACCGUGUGCCUAGGGAAGUCCUGUGGAGGGUUCUCCCGGAGUACGGGGUACCGAGCCCCUUGGUAAGGGCUGUUCGAUCCCUGUACGACCGGUGUCAGAGUCUGGUCCGCAUUGCCAGCAGUAAGUCGAAUUCAUUCCCGGUGAGGAUUGGACUCCGCCCAGGCUGCACUUUGUCACCGAUUCUGUUCAUAAUUUUUAUGGACAGAAUUUCUAGGCGCAGCCGAAGCGUUGAGGGUGUCCGGUUUGGUGACCUCAGCAUUGCAUCUCUGCUUUUUGCAGAUGAUGUGGUGCUGUUGGCUUCAUCAAGCCGUGACCUCCAACACUCACUGGGGCGGUUCGCAGCCGAGUGUGAAGCGGUUGGGUUGAAGAUCAGCACCUCCAAAUCCGAGACCAUGGUCCUCAGCCGGAAAAGGGUGGCAUGCCCUCUCCGGGUCGCGGAUGAGAUCCUGCCCCAAGUGGAGGAGUUCAAGUAUCUUGGGGUCUUGUUCACGAGUGAGGGUAGGAAGGAGCGGGAGAUUGACAGGCGGAUCGGUGCCGGUCCGUUGUGGUGAAGAAGGAGCUGAGCCAAAAGACAAAGCUCGCGAUUUACCGGUCGAUCUACGUUCCUACCCUCACCUAUGGUCAUGAGCUGUGGAUCGUGACCGAAAGAACAAGAUCCCGGAUACAAGCGGCCGAUAUGAGUUUCCUCCGUAGGGUGUCCAGGCUCUCCCUUAGAGAUAGGGUGAGAAGCCCGGUCGUCCGGGAAGGGCUUGGUAUCGAGCCGCUACUCCUCCGCGUUGAGAAGAGCCAGUUGAGGUGGCUCGGGCAUCUGGUUCGGAUGCCUCCUGGAUGCCUCCCUGGAGAGGUGUUCCGGGCAUGUCCUGCCGGCGGGAGGCCCCGGGGACGACCCAGGACACGCUGGAGAGACUAUGUCGCUCGGCUGGCCUGGGAACGCCUUGGAAUCCCGCCAGAGGAGCUGGCUGAAGUGGCUGGGGAGAGGGAAGUCUGGGCUUCCCUGCUAAAGCUGUUGCCCCCGCGACCCGACCCCGGACUAAGCGGAAGAUAACGGAUGGAUGGAUACAUUUCAUGUUGCUAACUUAAACCGUUUGAACGCGAGGUUCUAAAUUUUUUUUUGCUCAGCAAAUAUUCAGUGAUGAAUCAUGAUUAAAAAAA